AUGACUGAGCACAACUUCUCCUUGACAACUGAAUUUAUUCUCAUAGGAUUUACAGACCACCCACAGCUGAAGACCCCUCUUUUUCUGACCCUUCUGUUCCUGGCGUUCCUUACCAUCUACCUGAUCACCAUGGUGGGGAAUCUUGGCCUGGUGGCAUUGAUAGUUGCAGAGCAUCGUCUUCACACACCAAUGUACAUCUUCCUGGGGAAUCUUGCUCUGAUGGAUUCCUGUUGUUCUUGUGCCAUUACCCCCAAGAUGCUACAGAACUUCUUUUCCAAAGACAGAAUGAUUUCCCUCUAUGAAUGUAUGGCACAAUUUUACUUUCUCUGCCUUGCUGAAACUGCAGAUUGCUUUCUCCUGGCAGCAAUGGCCUAUGAUCGCUGUGUGGCCAUCUGCAAACCACUGCAGUACCACACGAUGAUGUCAAAGAAACUCUGCAUUCAGAUGACCACAGGGGCCUACAUAGCUGGGAACCUGCAUUCCAUGAUUCACAUCGGAUUUUUGUUCAGGCUAACUUUCUGUAGGUCUCAUCAAAUCAAUCACUUCUUUUGUGAUGUGCUUCCAUUAUAUAGACUCUCCUGUGCUGACCCUUAUAUCAAUGAAUUAAUGAUAUUUAUCUUUUCAGGGUCAGUUCAAGUAUUCUCUAUUAUCAUAGUAAUAAUCUCUUAUCUUCUCAUCCUUUUCACAAUUUUUAAGAUGAAAUCCAAAGAAGGAAAAGGCAAAGCCCUAUCCACCUGUGCAUCCUACUUUCUCUCCGUCUCAAUGUUCUACGGUUCCCUCCUCUUCAUGUACAUUAGACCAAAUUCAGUUAAUGACACAGAUAAAGAUAUACCUCUUGCUAUUUUUUAUACACUAGUUAUCCCUUUGUUAAAUCCUUUCAUUUAUAGUCUAAGAAAUAAGGAAGUAAUAAAUGUUAUGAAAAAAAUUAUGAAGAAAACAUCAUAA
Rangifer tarandus platyrhynchus (Svalbard reindeer) is the source of this 945-nucleotide messenger RNA. The record is from the annotation of a GenBank genome assembly. NCBI's taxonomy places the organism in Eukaryota, Metazoa, Chordata, Mammalia, Artiodactyla, Cervidae.